Eremomyces bilateralis CBS 781.70 is the source of this 582-nucleotide messenger RNA. RefSeq lists its product as uncharacterized. The coding region runs from base 1 to 582 and encodes 193 amino acids. The transcript has 3 exons. The record is from RefSeq and is a predicted model, not a curated record. NCBI's taxonomy places the organism in Eukaryota, Fungi, Ascomycota, Dothideomycetes, Eremomycetales, Eremomycetaceae.
AUGGCGAGAGUUUGUUAUAACUUAGUGCUACAGACUGUACUUUUCGUUCUUAUUUAUGUUCAAUUGGUCUGCUCUCAAAACGUUGAGCCCCUUCGGACCACAUGUUAUCCAGCGCAGGGCGCAAGAGCUGGCGAGACGACGCUUAUCACAUAUGACUCUCCAAAUCAGCAAUCGCCUGUCACGAUAGGCCUCACCAAAGGAAACGUCGUUCAUAUAAUCACAAGUACCGCAACUGGCGGAUCAUUCAGCUGGGUCCCAGCUCUUGAUCUUGAACCCGCAAACGACUAUGCCCUCACGAUCAACCAAGGCGACCCAGUCAACUAUUCCAGCCAGUUCGCCAUAACUCGGCCAAUCACCACUUCAUCAGUGACUGCGAACACUUCCUCGCCCACCGGUUCCAGCUCAUUGCCAUCGAAUUCAUCUCCUUCCUCCACCGCUGCUCCCGAAGCCGGAGGCAGCGGAGGCUUAAACACCGCUGAGAAAGCCGCAUUAGGCGUCACGAUCCCGACCAGGCGCUGCCAGUAUUACAGGCCACUCCCUGAAUGCAGUCCUUGCUGCUGCUCUCUUGCCAAUACUUCUUAG